AUGUCGGCGACUCAAGCUCAAGUGCGACCGCGAGUGAAUAUCUGUCCUGGUGGGGUCCGCGCUGCUGUCCGGUCUGCGCGUAAGCCCGCUCCCCUGAGUGCACGCGAACGCGAGCUGGAACGCCUACUUGCUGAGAACGGGAUCAGCGUCCCAAACACUCUCCGGACCGGGACACCGACGCGGAGGGCUGCCCGAGCGUCUGGUGCUUCCCCUAACAUCACUGCGAGCACCGUACCCGCUGAUCUCCCAAUCCCCGACAUGGAGCUGGAGAUGGAAAUGGACCUGGCCAACCCGGGACCAUCGAUGGGACUGGACAUGGCAGGUGGGAUGCACUCGCUGCCCGAACCAGAGCCACAGCUGCCUGGUCCUCAGUCAGUCACUUCGGUAUCUGCGUCUCUGCCAUCCCUUGGCCCCGCGCCACAAGUCCACCCCGAGGCAGCGUUCCUCUUUGACGAGGAUCCGCACACGAGCGGUACUCUGAUGAUCACUGCGGAUGGACGGUCCAAGUACCUCGGGCCCCGCGCCGGCAACGAGUGGCUGAAAGAUCAAGAGAUUGACGAGCCUGACGAGACUCCCGCCGCAACGCGCCAGCCGUCACCUAAUACAGAGGACAAGGAUGAGGGUUCCGCGGCACUGGAUCGGGCUAGCCACUCGUUCCCCUUUGGAUCGUCGAGACGUUCGCGCGGGGUGAGCAUUGCAAACCUCCGCAAACGGUUACCCAUCGAAAGCCAGGGACGUGCGCUUGUGGACUCGUACUUUCGGUACUUUGCAUGGUCAUACCCGAUCGUACCCAAGGACAAGCUGCGCGCACUCAUUGACAAGGUGUAUGCCCCCGAAACUGGCAAGGGUCACGGUAUAUCACCCGACACGGCGCUCCUGUUUGUCCACCAGCUCGCCCUGGUGUUCACCGUGAUGGCGAUGGGUGCACUUCACCACCUCGAACUGCAGCCAGACGACCCCAUGGCCGAGGAGUUUCUCGCUGCCGCACGGGCAUGUCUCACCAAGGGCAACUUUCUCAUCAUCAACACUGUCCCAGCUCUGCAGUGCCUCCACCUCAUGGCCCAUGUGCACCUGGAGACGGAGCAUGGACGCAACGGCGAUACGGCAUGGCCACUGUGGGGCCUAGCGAUGCGCAUGAUACAGGCUAUGGGUAUCCACCGUGACGGUGUUCGCUGGAACCUGCCGGAAGAAGACAUCGAAGAGCGUCGCAUCGUGUUCUGGAACAUGCAGGCCGCAGACACGUUCCAAGCCAACUGCUUCUCGCGGCCCAACUCGAUCCAGGGGCGGUACUGCGAUGUUCAGUUUCCGUACGACGCCCGGCUGGCCGAGAGCAAUGGCGAAGAGAGAGGCUAUCACACGAUAAAGUACCAAAUUGCCCAGCUCAGUGCAGACACCCCGACCAUGGACGCUGUCAUGGCGCUGCACACGCGGAUCAUCGAUUUUGAAAAGGCGAUUCCAUACCGCCUGAGAUGUCGGGCAGCGUAUCUCGCCUUGCCGUCCAUGUUCUCGAGCGCCGACGAGGCCAUCCAGAAUUCACCCGAGGUGGAUAGAUGGGACCUCGAGCUCACUCUCCACCAGUACAACAUUCCGUUUCUCAUCUCCGAACAGCUCAUCAACCUCCACCGGCCGUACUUUGUGCGAGCGCUCAAGUCUCGUCCAGCCGACCCCGUGCGCUCCCCAUGGGGCCAGAGCUUCCUCGUGGUGAUCGAGCGUAGUAAUAUCAUGAUCUCCAUCGCAGCAGGCCUUCACACCCUCCAUCCAAACGUCUGCGCACGGCACUGGUUCCUGUGGUUCCACAGCUUCAACUGCGCCGUCACCAUGGGCACCGUCAUCCUCGCGGACCCAUACUCUGAGCUGGCGCCAUUCUGCCUCGCGCAGAUGGACCUCGUGAUCAGCGUGUACUCGACCUUGGUCCUGAACCGGUCGUCGCCACGCAUGAGCCAAAACCUGCGCUGGCUCAUGCGCCUGCGCCAGCGCUGCGUGGACCAGCUGGAGCGUCUGGCCGAAGGUGGAGGCGGAGGUGCCGGGCCUGGACCAGUUGAUGCAUCCAGCUCUGGAGCGUCAAAGGAGGUGGGGGCAGGUCUGCCUGGGGACAUGGGGCCGACAGGCAUCCCUCCACGGCCACCUGCACCCACACCGAGCGAGCACGAGGACGAGCUCCUCGGGUGGCGGACGCGAUUGAUUGAGCGGACCAGCAAGGGCGUCCGCCGGGCAACCACCAUCAGUCGGCGCGGCAUCGGUAGCGAAACUGGGGGAGCGCUGGGGAACAUGUUCAGCCCCGCGGCCAGCACGAGCGGGCUCACAAACCUCACCACACCGAGCCCCAACACCCGCCUCGACCAGCACAUUGCCACGGCGCUGGACCAGCUGCUCGCGGGUCCCAGUACAGACCGGCCGCUCCCGGCUGAACGUGGUAACCUCGACGAGCUGUAUACCAGCACCGACCAGAUGUUGCACAACUUUUGGGACCCAACCACCAUCCUCGGUGUUACGGGCGAAACGGGCGGGAUGAGUCAAUGUAACUUUGUAGCAGAACGCAUGGAUGCGGUCCAGACCUGGAUGCUUGGUCAGUAUCUGUGCGAUGAUUUUGAGGGCGUUGGCUUGGGACGAUGGAGAGGCGGUGCCGGUGCCGACGCGAGCAUCAUCGAACAAGCAUGUCUCGAGAUUCCGCCCCGUUGA
This is a messenger RNA of Apiotrichum porosum, 2679 nucleotides long. RefSeq lists its product as uncharacterized. NCBI's taxonomy places the organism in Eukaryota, Fungi, Basidiomycota, Tremellomycetes, Trichosporonales, Trichosporonaceae. The coding region runs from base 1 to 2679 and encodes 892 amino acids. Gene Ontology annotation, molecular function: zinc ion binding; DNA binding. The record is from RefSeq and is a predicted model, not a curated record. The transcript is spliced from 11 exons. Gene Ontology annotation, biological process: DNA-templated transcription.